GGGCCGAACCAUCCCGGACCACCCAGCCUCUCUCUCGCUUGCUCAGACCUCAGAGAGCUACCGCCUCCGCCGCCACCCCGUGCGCGGCGCGCUCUCUCUGUCGCCGCCGCCGCCGCUCUACGCCGGGUGCCGAGGCUUUUAUCGGUCUCUUCGCGAUCACGCACCAGUCUUUCACCCAGAGAAGGCAAAGAUGAUCAAGAGGCGCUACUUCAGGCAGGACCAUGGCGACAACAGCGGCUCCUCGUCUUCCUCCUCAUCGGGUUCUGACUCGGACAACGAUCCGACGGAAGAGGCAGUCAGCAGUGAGGAAGUAGAGGAGGAUCAAGAAGAGGAAGCAGUCAGGGAAGAAUCAGGAGAAGAAGAGGAAGAAGAUCUAGAACAAAAAAUUGAAGAAGAAAGUUCAGGAUACCAAAGUGAGGAAAACUCUGGGAAUGAUGUGGAUGACUCAUCUAUAGACGAUGAUGAACACAGCAGUGCAAGAAAUGAAGAACGUCAUGAAAUAAGUUUGCCCAUUAAGAAAUCUUCUGGUGCUAUUGCUGACUCUGCCAAAAGUGCGGAUAACACAGAUGAUGCUGUUGAUGCAGAUUUUCCUGACUGCAUUCUGAAAUGCAAAUCUGUGUUUAAGUGCAAGCUCUGUCCUAGGAUCAUAUGCUUAAAUGAGGAGAUGGUCAAGAUACAUCUGAAAUCAAAGAGGCAUGCUCGUUCCAAGAAACUACUAGGAGAAGGCAGGCUUAAGCUGAUGCUCAACAGUGAUGGUGAACUGGAGGAAGAGCAAGAGACACAUGCUGAGCGUCAUGCUCGGACUAUAGCUAUUUCUCAGCAAGUACAAAAACCAAAGAAGGAUUCAGGUAGGCAGCGACAAAAUCGGAGAAAGAAGAAGAGGUCCCGGAAUAAUCUGGAGAAGAAACAGGAGGCACAAAACUCCAAUAAAAAGCAACGCAAAGCUAAAUGAUGAAGUGGUUCCUGCAGAAACUUCUGAGUUCUUUUUUUUUGCUAAGUAGCUGUGUUGUCAAACUUGUAGCGGCCAUACUGUUAGGAUAUUCAAAGUAUCCGAGAGUUCUCUCCUCGGCUGUACCUCCGUUUUGACCCAAACUGGUGAUAAUUUGUUGAAAUUUAGAGAUUGAAUUGGGCCUUGUUUAGUUCCCAAAAAAUUUUGCAAAA
Messenger RNA from Sorghum bicolor (sorghum), 1161 nucleotides. Its product is annotated as ribosome quality control complex subunit 2. NCBI's taxonomy places the organism in Eukaryota, Viridiplantae, Streptophyta, Magnoliopsida, Poales, Poaceae. The record is from RefSeq and is a predicted model, not a curated record. The transcript has 7 exons. Bases 191 to 952 code for a protein of 253 amino acids.